Messenger RNA from Cercospora beticola, 1797 nucleotides. RefSeq names its product Esc2p (gene ESC2). Gene Ontology annotation, cellular component: septin ring; nucleus. Lineage: Eukaryota; Fungi; Ascomycota; Dothideomycetes; Mycosphaerellales; Mycosphaerellaceae. Gene Ontology annotation, biological process: protein sumoylation. The record is from RefSeq and is a predicted model, not a curated record. Gene Ontology annotation, molecular function: protein tag activity; ubiquitin-like protein ligase binding.
GCGCCACUGACCACUAAUGCUACCGACGCAACAUCCUACGAUUGCAAGCAGGAGCCGCCGUUACCACGAUGUCGUUCUUCAAAGCGCCCUCAUGGGCGAAAACGCAAUCGAAACCCGACAGCGACGAUGAGGACGAUGACCAGGACUUGUUCAGUCACAGCAAGAACUUCAUGGCAAUUCAACGCGACAGACUGGAGCAGGAGAAGCGAAAAAAGGAACGAGCAAAGCAGAAAGAAGAGGAGAAAGCGCAGCGGCGCAAAAACAAGGCUGCGAAGACGGACAGUAAGAGUGGAGUCAAACGGGAGAGCCUCGAGCGUAAUUCAAAGAAUGAGCCUGUCAAAAAGAGGCGCAUCAAUUCAGAAGAGAGUGCAAAGCUUUUGGCGUCUGUUGGAAUCAAGCCGGUGACGAUCGACAGCGAUACCGAGGACGAACAGAUUGUGUACGAGCCAGAGGACUCGCUGCCUAUUCGCCGAUCGCCGACAACCAAACGUACGAAGGACGCCAUUGCUGGAGGCAGAAGUCGGAGUACGCUGGGGAGAACAGAGCAAGACCCAGAAACAGAGAGUGAAGUGGAGAUUGUGAAGAGCACUACAAAGCCGGCACCGGUGGUGGAGGAGGAAGAGGAAGAAGAUUCAGACCCAGAGAUCGCAGCCCUACAGAGAAAGGCUAGGGAGAAGCACCGAUUGAAGAAGCAGCAAGAAGAGCUCAGGUCGGCGACUCCGGGUGCAGGUAACUCGGAGGGAGACAAUAUGUCAGGGCUACCCACGCCUCCUCCACCCGACCCCAUCAUCUCGCUCUUUAUAACAACGGACAUACCAGACGCAGUGGAGCUCCUGGUCAAACGAAAGAUGUCACAGGAUCUGGGCACAGUCCGGCGGGCUUGGUGUGGGAAGCAAGGAUUUCCUCAGGAUUUCAGUGACAAGGUCUUCUUCACUUGGAAUGGAAUACGCAUGUAUGACUUCACCACCUGCAAGCGACUCGGACUCGAGGUCGAUUCAGAAGGGAAUGUCGCGCGCGCAGAUCAACGGGAUGCCGAUGGAGCUGCGCAAGUUCAUGUUGUGGCCACAACUCAGGAGCUGCUGGAUAAGCAGAAAGCCGAGAAACUACGGCAAGCGAAGGCUGAGAGCGCUCAGUACGAGCCCGAGGUCGAAACUGAGCCAGCUGCUGAGGAAGAGCAGCAGAAGAGAAAGGGCGUGAAAGUGAUUGUGCGAGGAAAAGAUCAGCGGCCUGUCAACGUGGAGGUGUUUUCGACUACGAAGAUCUCCAAGAUCAUCAACUACGCGAAGAAGCGGAUGGGCGUCUCAGCUGACCAGCCCGCAUAUCUUUCCUUCGAUGGAGAUCGCCUCGACCCGGACGAUGUAGUCGGCAACACGGAAAUGGAGGAUUUGGAAAACGUCGACCUCGUUCUCGGCGAAUGAUUACAACCCCGUCAAAGCCAUUUUUCGCCCCAUGCGGUGUACUCUCUGACUCGACAGGAUUUUCCCACGCGAUGGCCUGGACUGUCGAGAAUCCGACAGUUUGGACACCGACAGGCACGACCAUUUGCUUGGGACGAGACUCCACGAAUGAUACGAUCUACGACCUUGCUCACGGAUGAUGCGUUGGACGGAGUCACGGAGGUCCUGCAGUCAUUCAUGCACGCGAGCGUGCUCAUCCUUGUUCGAAGAGGUACACGAGGCUUGCAGGCUUGCGUGCUCCAUCCUUCACCGCUCUUGUAUAUUACAACCACCACGUUCUUCGCCACAUGAUACCCAGAUAGUAGUACGACGCAAACACGAAAGAGAUGAAUGAACAAUG